Hippocampus zosterae (dwarf seahorse) is the source of this 7789-nucleotide messenger RNA. It is a transcript of the gene ncoa2, whose product is annotated as nuclear receptor coactivator 2. Lineage: Eukaryota; Metazoa; Chordata; Actinopteri; Syngnathiformes; Syngnathidae. Gene Ontology annotation, cellular component: nucleus. The coding region runs from base 284 to 4747 and encodes 1487 amino acids. Gene Ontology annotation, biological process: cellular response to hormone stimulus; positive regulation of transcription by RNA polymerase II. The record is from RefSeq and is a predicted model, not a curated record. The transcript has 22 exons. Gene Ontology annotation, molecular function: protein dimerization activity; nuclear receptor binding.
AAAAAAGCUAGCCUAGCUACCAGCCAGAUAAACACUCAGCGGUGGCUUGCGGACUCGCAGCAGUGACAUGGCGGCACAGUUAGCCAACGCUAACGUCGUUCCACCGACGCCUUCGCGAAGGUCAGCUCGGCCCAUGACGCACAGAAUCUAACACCGAAGAGGACGGACGACUCAAGCGUUAACACCUUGCAAAAGUGGACGAUGCUUUCCCGAUGUUGUCGUCUUGCAGCGAUGGCCUGAGGGACUCUGCGCACUGAAACCAAGACGCUGAUAUGCAUUGAGGAUGAGUGGCAUCGGGGAAAACUCGUCCGACCCUGCCAGGGCAGAGUCGCGAAAACGUAAAGAAUGUUCUGCUGAACUUCUUGGACCAAGUCCCAAGCGGAGCAAUGAGAAACGCAACCGCGAGCAUGAGAACAAGUACAUCGAGGAGCUCGCCGAGCUGAUCUUCGCCAACUUCAACGACAUCGACAACUUCAACGUGAAGCCCGACAAAUGUGCCAUCCUGAAGGAGACCGUGAAGCAGAUUCGGCAAAUCAAGGAGCAAGGUGCGCAGAAAGCAGCCGCCACCAGCGAGGAGGAGGUGCAGAAGGCCGAUGUUUCAUCCACGGGCCAGAGCGUGAUUGACAAAGAUGCCCUGGGACCCAUGAUGCUCGAGGCCCUGGACGGCUUCUUUUUCGUGGUGAACAUGGAGGGCAACAUCGUGUUUGUGUCCGAGAACGUGACGCAGUACCUGCACUACAACCAGGAGGAGCUGAUGAACACCAGCGUCUACAGCGUGCUGCAUGUCGGAGACCACGCCGAGUUCAUCAAGAACCUGCUGCCCAAAUCCCUCGUGAACGGCGUGCCGUGGUCCAGCGACGGCCCGAGACGCAACAGCCACACCUUCAACUGCCGAAUGCUGGUCAACCCGCACAGCGAGAGCCCCGAGCACGCGCACGAGCAUGAGCCGCCGCAGCAGCAGAAGUAUGAGACCAUGCAGUGCUUCGCCGUGUCGGAGCCCAAGUCCAUCAAGGAGGAAGGCGACGACUUCCAGUCGUGCCUGAUCUGCGUGGCUCGCCGGGUUCCCAUGAAGGAGAGGCCCAUGUUGCCCACGCACGAGAGCUUCACCACACGCCAGGACCUUCAAGGCAAGAUAACCUCCCUGGAUACCAGCCUGCUGCGGGCUUCCAUGAAGCCGGGCUGGGAGGACCUGGUGCGGCGUUGCAUCCAACGCUUUCACCUGCAAAACGAUGGCGAGAUGUCCUUCGCCAAACGACAUCAACAAGAAGUGCUUCGCCACGGCCAGGCGUUCAGCCCCAUCUACCGCUUCUCCCUUUCGGACGGAACCAUCGUGUCGGCCCACACCAAGAGCAAACUGGUGCGCUCCCACGUCACCAACGAACCGCAGCUUUACAUGUCGGUGCACAUUCUCCAGAGGGAGCAGACGGUUUGCGGCAUGGGCCAGGACAUGGGUCCUGGCACCCAGUCUACGGGCAUGGCUCCCAAGCCCAUGAACUCCUCUACCCCAUCCAUGACUCCCCCUACCCCGGGCAGCUUGCCAGGCGCAGGACCUCAGGGCCAAGACCUCAGCAACAGCACGCCUUUCUCCCCGCCGUGCCCCACCGGCCCCAGAGAGCCGGCAGCCAUGGGGGGACACGUACAGAGCUACCGCUACGGCUGCCCCCCGCUGCACAGUCACGCGGGGGGGAUGCAGCCGCCGCAGCAGGGCCAGAACUGGAGAAUGAACAGUCCCUCCCGCGCCAGCCCCAGCCCGGUGAGUGGCCCGCAUCCGUCUCAGCAGAACUGCAUGCUCUCCCCCAGGCAUCGCGGCAGCCCCGGCGGGGCGGGCAGCCCGCGUGUCGGCCUGCAUUCUCCCUCCCCGGUGGGGAUGGGUGGCGGCGCAGCUGGCAGCGGCUACACCAGCAGUUCUUUGUCGGCCCUACAGGCCCUAAGCGAGUGUCACGGAGUCGGUCACGGGCACACGCUGGGCUCUCCCGAUCGGAGGUUAGGCUCCCCGGCGAGCGCUCCGCCGGGAUCGGGGGCUCAUCCCAUGUCGAGACCGGCACCGGGUUCUGCGGACUCUUUUGAAGCGGGUCAGAGCGGGCACGCGGCGGGCCCGACGGAAAAUAACCCGUUGGAUCCAAAAGACGAGCGCGAGGACGACGCUCACUCCCGCCUUCACGACAAGGGCCACACCAAACUGCUGCAGCUGCUCACCAACAAACCAGAACCUCUGGAGACGCCCCUGUCACCCAACGGGGGGUCCGAGGCGAAAGAAGGGGCCGGCAUCCGCGGCGGGCUCACCGGAGUUACGACGCAUGCCACAUCCCUCAAGGAGAAACACAAAAUCCUCCACCAGCUGCUCCAGAACAGCACGUCUCCUGUGGACCUGGCCAAGCUCACCGCCGAGGCCACCGGGAAGGAGCUGGGCCAGGAGCAAGGCCAGGGUGCUGCCGGCGCAGAUGGCGCCCCCAAGCAGGAGCCCCUCAGCCCCAAGAAGAAGGACAACACUCUGCUGCGCUACCUACUGGACAAGGACGAUGGCGGAUUGAAGGACAAGCCGCCCAAACUGGAACCUGGGGAGGUGAAGGCGGAAGGGGGCAAACACCCGCUUGUCAAAACGGAGAAAGCAGAUGUCGGCUACGAUCAAGCUGAACAGUCGUCAGAACUGGAUGACAUCUUGAACGACCUGCAGAAUGCCCAGCCGCAGCUGUUCUGCGAGCCGCGGCCCGUCUCGCUGCCCAGCCCCAUGGACAAGCAGAACAUCAUCAACGACAUCCUGCAGAUGUCCGACAACAGCUCGGCCGCGGCGGCGCAGCAUCUGCAGCACAAAAAUGUGACCGCUGGCAUGGGGCCCACCAAUUUCGGGGGCAUGCGGCCGGGCCCGCAGGGCAGGGCCGGGCCGGCGAGGAGUGUGUCGUUGGAGAUUAGCGCGUCGCCGCAGUACCCCAUGAGGACCACCAGCCCGUACACGCUAGUUCAACAACAACAACAACAACAACAACAGCAGCAAAGCAUGGUGGGAGGACAUGGCAUGAUGGCGAGCCAGACCAACAUGGUUGUCCAAGGCCUCAUGGGUCCAGGCGCUCCUCGACCGGGUAUGCAGCAGCAGCAGGAGGGCUGGGUGGGCUCAGCCUCGGCUCCGCAGCUCGCCCAGGGUCGGAUGGGCCCCGGCGGCGCUCCCUUGAGGCCGGGAGGACCGCCGGGGCCUCGGCAAAUGCUCCAGACUUCCAUGAUGCCCAACGCUCAACCUGACUUGGACAUCAGUAUGGUCGGCCACUUCUCCCAGCAGCAGCAGCAGCAGCAGCAGCAGCAGGCUCCGCCCAAUCAGACGGCGCCUUGGCCGGACAGCAUGAUGCCCAUCGAGCAGACGGCUUUCGUCAACCAGAACAGGUCGCUGCACCCGACUCCUCAGGAGGACUUGUGCAGCAUUGGCCUCGGCGGCGGGCAAGGGGGACCGUUGGACGAGGGGGCCCUCAUGUCUCAGCUGUACACGGCACUGAAGGAUUUCGACGGGCUCGAGGAGCUGGACCGGGCACUCGGCAUCCCCGCGCUGGUAGAACAAAACCAGACGCUAGACCAGGACCAGUUUCCGCAGGACCACUCCUCAAUGAUGCUGGAACAAAAGCCCCCCAUGUACGCCCCUCAGCAGUUUGGCCCGCCCCCGUCACAUCUGACGCAGAGGGGUUACCCUGGCGCGCCCAUGCAGGAGCCGCCGGGCUUCCACCCCAUGGCCGCCCAGAUGCCGCCGCGUCCCGGUUACCCGAUGAUGAGGAUGCAGGCCCGAGCGGGACUCAGGCCUAGCGGGGUGGUAGCCAACCAGCCCAACACGCUGCGGCUACAGCUGCAACAUCGGCUACAGUCACAGCAGAACCGACAGCCAAUGAUGACUCAGAUGAGUAGCGUGUCAAAUGUCAACCUACCUCUCAGAUCCAAUGCUCCUAACCAGGGGACCAUCAACGCCCAGAUGCUGGCGCAGCGUCAGCGCGAGCUGCUGAGCAACCACCUGCGACAAAGGCAGCAACAGCAGCAGCAGGUUCAGCAGCAGCAGCAGCAGCAGCGGAGCAUGGCCAUGAGGGCGCAGGGCCUCAACCUGCCGCCCAACAUGAGUAGUCCGCGGAUCCCCCAGGCCAACCCCCAGCAGUUCCCCUACCCGCCCAGCUACGGUACCGGUACAGGCCUGGCCUCGUCACCUCCCCCUAGCAGCCCCUUCUCCUCCUCCUCGCCUCUCUCCUCCCCCAGCCUGCCGUCCCUCCCCGCCAACCCCCAGCUGCACUUGCAUGGCACCUGCUCCUCUUCCUCUUCCUCCUCCUCUUCCUCCUCCUCCCAGCAGAUGAUGAUGGGAAACACAAAUAUGAUGGGCGGACAGUACAGGGCCGUACUCAGCCCCCAAAUGCAGCACAGUGCCUUUCAGUUUCCCAACUCAGGUAUGAGCCAGCAGGCGGAGAGUGGCUUCGGUGGUCCCGGAGCCCCACCCAGCCCUCUGCUGUCCCCACGGGUGACGCACGCCCAGCAAUCCCCCAUGAUGCAGCAGGGCCCGGGCGGCACCCCCUUCCAGGGCUCGCCCGACAUCAACGGCUGGAAUCAGGGCAACGUGGCAGGGAGCAGUAUGUUCUCACAGCAGCAGGCGUCCCCUCAGUUCACCCAGCAGCAGCAGCAGAGUAACAACAGCAUGUACAACGGCGUCCCCGGAAUGGCUCAGAUGGGCGUGACGUCCAUGUCGUCGCCCGGUUUACCCUCCAUGGGACAAGAGCAGAAAUACUGUUGACUCGUAUUGAGUUGGACCUCAGCCGGAGCAACAACAACAAAGUGUACAAAUGUGUAAGCGAGCCACGGCCCUCAAAGAUGACAAAAUACAGCCAGGCUUUCUGUCUGCAUUCACCGUUGUGUGACUUACUGUAGCCCCCCCCCCCCUCCCCGUGCCCUGAUGAAUGUAUUCCUCUCAGCGGACUGCGGCUAUUUACAAUCUCAUCUCAAAUACCCCCCCGCAAAAAAAAAAAAAAGAGGAAAACCUGACUCUUGGUGGCUUCUCCCACAGACGAACUUUAGCCAGGUUUUUUUCUUAUCGUACGACGGACGAUGAUUAAUAUUGUCCUCGUCAGCGAGGGGGGACAAAGUCGUCGGAGACACACUGCAGAAGAAGAAUGAUUUGAGGUUUACAUCCUGUAUUAAAUUAAGUUUUAUUUUUUUCUGUAUAGAUUCUGUUUUAAUAAGACUUAAUUCCUGUAGAUGGCUUUAUCUUUGUAGCAUCUGAGACUUUAAAGAGACUAUGAUAAAAAAAAAGUCCAAAUUGAAUGAACUGUAUAUACCAAUAAGUAAUACCACGGUGGGGUUAUUUUUUCCUAUUUAUUAGAAUUUUGUUUUGUUUUUGUUUUUUUAUUUGAAGGGAGAGGGGGAAGCACCCCAACUGCUCACUUCAUCAUAUUUCUUUGUUUUCAGCUUAUCCGGUACAAAGCAGAACAGGGCGGGACCGCGGUGUAUACAGUGUACAGAUGAUAUUUGCUUCUUGCUUCUCUUUGCCUUUAGCGUAGACCACCACUAAACGAGACCGGUCGAGUCAACACAGCCAUACGAUAACUUUGAAUUGAAAAACAAAAUGUUAAAAGUGCUUUCUAUGUUGUCUGGAGUUUCAAAAAAAAAUAAUGCUUCAUACAAGCUGCUAGGUGCAUUUUUUGGUGUCAUGUAAACGAGCAAUAACUUUUUUGGGGGGUGAUUUUUGUACAGUUUCUUAAAUAAUUGAAAAUAAGGACACCUUUUUUUGGGCUGUGUGUUUGGAUGCAGUAUUAAAACGCCCAUUUUUUUGUUUUUUUUAAUGUCAUUUGUCUCACACACAUUUUAGAUUAUUCGACACAGGCUUUUUGACAGACAGACAGCCAUAUUGAAAUGUCCUCAGGCAGUGAUUCACUUAAAAUGGCGCGAGAGUCUUUUUUUUUUGCGCCUCACUUUUUUUUAGAUUCGUUCAAUUACAGGGGUGGGGAACCUGCAAAUAUUCUCACAUUUUAAAAUUGUAAAAAAAAAAAUUAAGCCAAAAAUGCUCCACAGUGCAUAAUUAACAAUUGGUCCAUUCUGUUGUUUUCAUAUCACCCCUUUUGAGCGAAAUGUAUUCGCCAGUGCCUUUCACACGGGACCCUCAAUGACGUCAGUGGCCGUUGUGACAAUUGCUUUCAACGUAAUAGGGCGGGAGACGCAAGUUCCUUUUUUUUUUUUUUUUCUCCUCCCACCUCCACUAUUCCUUCUCACACCACCGCCAUCCCACUUUGAAUAUUCCAAUACUGGUUUUAAAAUCACUAAGCAAUCACUCUGCAGAUUUUUUUAUAUUAAUGUUUAUUUAUUUUUAUUUUUUUUUGCUUUGACUUGUAAGCCAAAAUGUGUUACGAGUGCUCAUUGGUGGCAGCGAACGUCACAACAAGCAGCGAUUUGGCAGCUCGCGAAUAAUUUGUCGAAAGGAAAUUGCUUCUCCAAUUUGAAAUGGAUUAAACCUAAAGCAAAAAAAUGCAACUUAAAAAAAAGUUGGGUUUACUUACAAUUUACAAAAAAAAGAAAAAAUAUGACGGUAAAUUGGGCAAUUCAAGUAAAUAUUCAGUUAUGCUGUUGUGAAAAUCAGCAUUCGAGUUAACUCGAAAUUCGAUUUAACAGAACUGUUGUGCCUUUUAAAAACAGCUGGGCAAAUUGUUUAGAGUAACCAACGUGUGGAGAAUAUUACUGGAGCUGGAGUGCAAUGCAACUCGAACAGAUAAAUGGCAUUUCCACUCAUCUCAAUGGGGAAUUGUGUUUUGGGUUACAAAUGAGGUCUCGGAAUCAAUUCAACUUGUAAGUCAAGGCGUCACUGUUCUUCCUCCAUUGCAUGUAGGAAUAUUUCACACAAAACAUAUUGAAUCUUCUUUAUAUAUAUAUAAUAUAUGGCCAUGUCUCGGAGAAACUGAAAACGGUUCCCCACACUUUUGAUCUGCUGCCACGCUGUAUGGAGAAAAGCCAAAUAACCCGAACACGCCUCAAUUGGAAAUCAGAAUUAUUAUUUUUUUGGGACACGCUUCCUAUAAUACCGAUGAUGUCAGGUCAACAGGGUCCAAUCAGAGACGGCGUUUGUUGAACAUAUCGUCAACGUCUCUUCAUUUGGCGUGCUCGCGCCGAAAGGUCCCUUCCAACUUCCUCGGCAAUCCUCGAUAAACACUUGUUUUGUUUUUAUUUUUUUAAAUUGUAUCAAAUGUGCCUCCUUGAGCCAUUUGGAAACGUUUUCAUCCCAGCCCGUUGCAAAAUUGCUUCCAAAGAACAUGUGGAGAAGCCAUGUGCAGGUGCAACGAUCACUUUCUGACCCCCCCAAAAAAACUGCUUUUCCUACUUGUAAUGCUCUUUUGUAUUGUCUGCCAAUUUCCUAGAGCUAAAAAUGAAAUGACAAAAAAAAACUAGCAAAAUGCCUUAGAUCUCGUCCGCUCUUGUAUAUUACGUGGCAGUGUGUAUACAUUUGUAUAAUGACUUGUACAAAACAAACCUGGUGUGACGUUAUGAUCCACGAGGAAGUGCUAAAUAUGUUCAUGUAUUAUAACAACAGACUUUUUUCCCCCCCAGGAACGCUAAUUUGCUUUUCCACAGCUUGUGUGUGUACACGUUUUUUUUCUCCUCGAUUGUUCAUAAGAAUCACACUGUACCCCCGUCCCGCCCCCCUUGCAACCCAAGUGUGUGUGUGUGUGUGUGAUUGUUUUAUGCAAAGUGACAUGAGAAGUUAACCACAGUUAUGCAAGUUGUCAACUAAUAUGGCUUUGCUGAUGCUAUUUGCCUUGUAAAUAAAGAAUUAUCUUAUUGAGAUUUUUCA